CUGCUCAUACCUGUCUCUGCCAUGAGUUUUUUGCGCUAAAAAGCAAGACUUGCACUUUUGACUCGAUCCCUUGAUCCGGAGUUCUUCCCCCGCCCAUGUGUGGAGGGUGAGCUGAGCUCGUGGAGUCAGAAGAGACCGAUUUUGUCUUUAGAAAGUAGGCAAAGUGGAACAAUAGGGAAGGUGUUGAGCAGCAUGGAAAGGGUGGAUAUGGGGACAGAAGGGGUUUAGAGAGCACAGGGUGCGCGCGCGCAUCUGAAGACGGGAAAACGCAGAGGGGCGGAGGAGAGACGGCGCGUGAGGCGGUGAGUCAGGCUGAAGCAGCUCUUUAACAGCGAGAGGAAGCGGAUCAGGAGCUGAACAGGAUGAUGAUGAUGUGCUGUGUGUCAUGGCCAACGGGACCGGUGCGAUCAUGUUGAAGUGUGUGGUGGUCGGCGACGGCGCCGUCGGCAAAACUUGCCUCUUGAUGAGCUACGCCAACGACGCGUUUCCAGAGGAAUAUGUGCCCACUGUGUUUGACCAUUACGCAGUGAGUGUGACAGUUGGGGGAAAGCAGUAUCUUCUUGGGCUGUAUGACACUGCUGGUCAGGAGGACUAUGAUCGCCUCCGUCCCCUGUCUUACCCCAUGACGGACGUGUUCCUGAUUUGCUUCUCGGUAGUGAAUCCGGCAAGUUUCCAGAACGUGAGGGAGGAGUGGGUCCCUGAGCUGCAGGAGUAUGCACCCAACGUCCCCUACCUGCUCAUUGGCACUCAGAUUGAUCUGAGAGAUGACCCCAAGACCAUCACAAAGCUGAAUGAUGUGAAGGAGAAGCCCAUAGUGACAGAACAGGGGCAGAAGUUGGCAAAAGAGAUUGGUGCCUGCUGUUACGUGGAGUGCUCAGCUCUGACACAGAAAGGCUUGAAGACAGUGUUUGAUGAGGCCAUUAUCGCCAUACUGGCUCCCAAGAAAGGUGUGUUAAAGCGACGUCUCGGCCCAAGGUGCAUCAACUGCUGCCUUAUCACGUGAGCAUCCUGUCACACACCAGCUCAGGGACAAUUCGGUGUCAGAGCUACAACACGUCCCCCUACUUAAGGAGGGCGAUUUUAAAAAUCAACCAGAGCGCAACCUCUCCAUAAACAGAUGACAGAAAAAUGGAAACAUAUUCUGGAGUAGGUGAGAAAAACCACAGGUAUGAAAUAUUUUACUGCUUAGAAAACAGGAACAAAUAUUACUCUGGGAUGGAGGGAGUGAAUGAUUGAGAACAACUACAAAAAGCGUUCGCCGGCAAACUGGUGACCAAGAAGGACACUAACCAUGAAUUGGACAACACCAGAACAAGUCACACAGAAGCACAGAAAAUUAAAAACUUGCGAGGGCAAGACAAUGAAUGGCACACUACAACAAUGCUGAUGAUUGAAACCAGUCUGACUGUAUUUCCAGUUUUGCUUCUGUAGGCAUGUGUGGUCUGGAGAGAAAAAUGCAGACAGACUAAAGAGCACAACCAAACACCCCAGACAUUUACAGAAGCAAGACUUUAUUUCUCGAAAAAGGGAACCUGCAUCUGGUAACAUGGGGUUGCAAAAUGAAUGCCUUUUACAAAACAUUUCUCUUUCCAGUCUGGGUUUUUACAUCCUUUAUUUACAAGAAAGAUGAGACUGGAAUGAUCAAGUAUAUAUGUAUAAAGCCACUGCAACUAUUGAAGGAACAAAUCAUUUAAAACCUGAGGAAAAUAUACUUUCUAUUGCUGCAUUUGACCUCAGAGGAUAUGACUUUUAAAAGAGCUGGUGCAAGCAUGAGGAACUCGUAGGGUGAUGAUUUAUAACACAGCCCUUAGACGCUCAUCCAGAACAUGGCCUGUGCCUGUAAGUUCCUGUCCUUCAUUUGAGUUUGUAGGUGAGCUGUUUGCGAUGCCAGCGGAUCCAGAUCGGAGCAACUAGCAGUCCUGUCAGAAAUCCUCCUGUCGCCCCGAGGGAACAGGAAAUGGGCCACACCUAGAGGGAGGAGCGACAGAAAAGCUGGAAUCAGCAACAACCAAUCAGCUCUGUAACUGCACUCACUGGCUGCAACCAACAAGAUCACUGUGGUGUUUUAAUGGUCAACUUUCAUACUCAAAGCUUUAAACUGUUUUUGUUUUCUUUUGUAAAUGCACAUAGCUUUGAAUUUUAUGUGUAUUUUUGAGGCCUCAGCUCUGAUUUAUUUUGCAUUUUCAAAUUAUAUCAAGUACUGAAUUUACGCAUCAAUAGCUAUUUUAAAUGGAUUUUAUUGCACAGUAAAUGCAAGCAGUGAUUUGAGUGUUUUUGCAGCUUCCAAUAUUAAAUGAGUUUUUAAAAAAAUAAACAAAGCUUUAUGAAUAUUGUGGAUUAAAUACCUAGUGAGUUGCAAGUGGAAAACUCCAUGAAGUCUAUUAAAUGGUGCAAAUUAUUUUCUUAACGUAAAAAGUUACAACUCAGUGAAUAGUGAUUAAUACUUUAUGUACAUUUUAUCUGACUUGCCUCAAACUGAUGUUUGCUGAACAUAAAGUUGUUUUUUUUCAUAAAA
Molecule: messenger RNA, 2515 nt
Organism: Pangasianodon hypophthalmus (striped catfish)
Lineage: Eukaryota; Metazoa; Chordata; Actinopteri; Siluriformes; Pangasiidae
Gene: rhoq
Product: ras homolog family member Q
Exons: 5
Coding region: 386-1003 (205 amino acids)
Biological process (GO): cortical actin cytoskeleton organization; small GTPase-mediated signal transduction
Molecular function (GO): GTPase activity; GTP binding
Source: RefSeq, a predicted model, not a curated record